GGAGCGCGUGUUUUGGACAUUUGUCGUACGGACUGGGAUCUUUUUUAAAGCCUCUGAAUAUGUUGUAGUUUUUUCGCAUGUUCAUAUAUUAAAAGUUUUGAAUAUAAAACAUGCAAAUCAGUGUUGAGCCUGAUGUCUUUGAGCAGUUUCACAAGUUGAAGCAACUACACAAACCAGUUGGGAGUGACAGUGAAUUUCUCUCUUUUAUCGUGUCCCACAUUCAAAAGUGUUGUUACAAAAGCGACAGUUGCAACCCAACUGUUCAAGCUCUUCCGAAUGGCACAUCUCUCCGGUCAUGCCCAGAAUGCAAAUUUUCAGCCGGCACGUCUGAACAGCUUUGGGAUCAUUUUGAAAGUGUUCAUCCUGAUGAAGGGAGCUUCUCUUGUACAUGUGGAGACUCUUAUAACCGUUUGCCGUUGUUUUUGAGGCACUAUGUAGAUUGUCCCGUAGCAUCUACUGACUUGGAAGAUCCUCGCCGCAACUUCGCCUCACUUAAGGACGGACGUAGAAUUCUACCUAGCAUCCUUCAUUCUAACUGUGACGGUGGUAUCGCGGGUACGAAAUUGGGUCAGCCUAAUGUAUACCACCCUUACCGCCAGUCUACAGUAUCGUCUGCUCCAGGUCCGUCAGGUGACAAGCCUUACGGUUGCCCAAAAUGUUAUAAGGGUUUUAAAAGCAAAUCUCUACUCGAUCAACACAUGCAUCUCCAUUUUCCUCCUCGCUACAAAUGCAGAUGGUGUGGCAAUGUCUACCGUUGGCCACCUGUUUAUUACCAUCACAAGCAACGGUGUAAAAAGCGUCCGGUCAUUAGUAUGAGUGAAAUCGGUCACGCUUCUGACUACCGUUGUCUUAAUGGUUCAGUUAUGAAAGUCGAGGAUUCCCAAAUGCAUGUCGAUCAUAUUUCACCGAGACAAACCGCGUUCAACCGUUUCGUGAAUGCACCAGGAGUUUCUUUCACUCAAGAACUGGCGAACGAUAACAUCAUUCAGAAUGUUCCAGUCAUCGGUGAUGAUGCAGCUAACUGUUCGCUAACAUGCCUAUGCACGGAAAGCUUUCUAAAUGUCCCUUCCUACCUUGAGCAUGCAACUAUAUGUCCAAAAGUUGUGUCGGCGUCCUCUGUCUUCGAAAAUCUUGCUAAUAGAGCCCUGUCUACUUCAAACAACUUAGGAUUCAGAUCUCCGCGACAAAGGAAUUCUAUUUCAAAUUUCCGGGAAUUACCGCCCGAAUAUCUUUCACAACUAAAAGAUACAACUUUAAUGCACUCUAAUCCUGGUGGUAUUUUUUCGUGUAACAUGUGUGGCAAGGAGUUCAACUCCAAACUAUCUCUCAAACAGCAUGUAGAUGGAAAACAUCGUGCUGAAGCAACCUGCACAAAAGUCGAGCUGAAUAUACGACCGGAAUAGCAUUUUUAUUGCCUAGUAUAUAUGUGACAAUUAAGAUUAGAGCUGAUGCAUUUUUGCUACAGCUGGCCGAUAGUAAAUUCGGCAAUCAAUCACAUCAUUUUAAAGCAUAAAAGAAAUUGAUCCAAGGUAAGUAACGAAGCCUUGCUCUUGGUUUUCUUUAUAAAAGAAAGGUGCGAGUGUAGAGAGAAUAGGUGAUAAUGAAGAGGAUUGACUGUAGCCUUAUCUGAUAAACUCAUACUUCUUUACUGCUACGUAAUGGAAUUAAUAAUAUUGGUACUGACGGAAAUACUCCAAAAACGUAAUCGUUAUAAGGACAUUGUUUCUAGUGAAUGACAGAAUUAACUUGAAUUUCUAAUGUUUUACAUAGUGAUACCAAGUGAUUCUUUUGUGAACUUGAUUUAUUGGUUGGGGUAUAAUACUCUUGUUUCGACUGGGUCAACCACUCGUUAACACGAAGUAAGUGGUUUAGUUUGACAGUUUACAUGGUUACUAAGCCGUAUAUCUAUGUGUACACAGAAAAUGAUAAUAUUAAAGUUGUAUACUAAAAGUACUGUUGGGCUAAUAGUGAAGUUAUUGCUGUUAUCUUUGUUGAUUUAUGAAGGCUAUUUAAAUUUACUAUAUUUAGUAGUUCCUAAGCUUCCACAUGAUAACUAGUUGACUGACCCGCAGCAUAUGUAAUUAACUUUACCAUUCACAGUACUUCAACUUAGCAAUUGAAACAGCUUCAUUUAAAAAUAAUUAAUCUCGACUUCUAUAAUAAAUUCCUCAAUUAGUACUUGUGCUCAGAAUUAUUGGUGUUGACAAAUGUCUUUGUCUUAUGGUAAUGUUGGGGAUUUUCGCUUCUAUUCUAUAAGUUAUUUUUAUAUUAGUGUAAUCCAUUGAAGUUUCCCGAACCAUAUGUCGUAUUGACUGAUGUGAUAUUUAAGUCAUUUAAUUGGUUGAAACACUUGACUUCUAAAAAGCAGACCAUUAUUCCAAAUUUCGUUUAACUUACUUUGUUUCAGGCAACAGUUUGUGUUUAUAUAUGUGUUUUAUGAUUUUGUUUUUGGUCUUAUAAAAUUAUUUGAUGGUGAGGGAAAUAUCUUUCUGACCCACUUUGUCGGGUUUAUCUUAUUUUUCGGUGAUUGUUGGCUCUUGGAUUUUAAACGGUUUCCGAUAUCAUAUUAGUUUUGAUUAGCGUUAUAUGAUGCUUAAGUCAGUUAUGAGGUUGGAAAACAACUUCUAAAUACUAGGUCGCUGCAUGUAGGCUGCAGCACCACGUUGAAAUGUUUCUAGUUUAUGUUCAUUUGUUGCCACAACGAACUAAAGUUAUUUUGAAAUUUUUUAUCUCUGUGGUGCGAUUUAACUAAAUAUUGUAUGUACAUAUAGCCAGUAUACAAAUCGUCUAGUUGGAAUAUCCUUUUUAGGCAUUAUCGUCCGUCAGUGAGUGAGGUUUAGAUAGCUUUAGCUCAUUCGAAAUAACCGACAGCUAGUUUUUCCUAGCGUUCUGAUUUUCUGGCUGAAGAUAUUCUUAUAAUUUCAUUUCUUAGACGUUUUGGUAGUGUUGUUUAUAAAGUUAGAGUUAUUAAGUGUUGUAGUAACAAGUGUACACUAUUAGUUGAUUCUAAUUCCAUCAAUUUGAGGUAAAAUUUAAUCAUUCAAAAUACAACCACUCAUUUUUAAAGUAAAAUGUUUAUUUCCACUGUUCAAAUCUAAAAGUGGUUUAGGUAAAUUUAAUUUGGAUACAUUGCAUGUUACCUUUUCAAUCGAGCCCGUAAAUGCUCGGCGGCAAGUUACUGAUGAUGAGUUCUUUAAAAAUUUUCUACCAGUUUAACUGCACUGUCCUUUCUCAUCUAGUACAAGCUUUCUCGAUUUUGCAUAAAGUCCUAAACAGUUGACCUAAAUAGAGCAAGAUUAUAACUCUUACAUAGCUGAAGCAAUGAAGAUCAACUCCCGAGAAUCUAACUCAUGUAUCCAAAAGUGGCCCAUUCAACCUCUCAUUAUCAUGGCUUACAAUUGAGGUCUUCCCAUAAAUGAAAGUCACAUAGAAUGGACCCUUACCUAUCCCUGAUUCUAUUUUCGUACAUUUCUGUUCUGCUCCAUCGUUUAUUUGCACAUUCAUCCCAGUUUAUAUAAAUUUCUUAUCAUUGUCCUAAUUAUACUUCAUGUUUAUAUGACUUUAUUAUUCCGAAUCAUUUCCGGCGUAACAUUUCUCCCACCGUG
Molecule: messenger RNA, 3605 nt
Organism: Schistosoma mattheei
Lineage: Eukaryota; Metazoa; Platyhelminthes; Trematoda; Strigeidida; Schistosomatidae
Source: the annotation of a GenBank genome assembly